UGUCGGUCGCAGCCAGGCUGCGGUCAACUUCGUACUCGACUCACCUGGUCUGCCCUGAUCAAUCAUUCCGCAGGCGCCCCUGUUGACUGGCAGCAAAAGAUAGGUUCCAGGGAGACAAUUACCUUCACCCCCAACAAUGUCCAUCGGGCUUAGGUAAAUGCCAUUGGCAAAUUGGCCAAUAGUACGUACUGGAUUACCGCUGCAUAUGUUCAUCGCCUUUCGAAAUGCAAUUGGCUUGCAACCGUUCCCUCUCGAAGACUAUCAGUCGGACCUGAGAUAUUCCGGGGCAUAGUCCUCCAAGUUGAGCUCAACCAGCAACGAGAGGCAGCGAGUGCGUUCAACCCAUUUGCCCAUUUGUCAGAUAACCUCGCGGAAUGGAUGCAGCGGCAAGCAAUAAAUUGAGCGAUGGGAUCGACGCUCCGUUGUGGGUUUUUUGGAAACGACGCCGGUACAUUGUGGUGAUGAUGGCUUUCUUGGGAUUCAUGAACAUGUACUCGAUGCGGACGAAUCUCAGCGUUGCUAUCGUCGCCAUGACGGAAAACCGAACUGUGGAGUAUGCCAACGGGACGGUUCAUUAUGAACAAUAUUUCAACUGGAACUCCAAGGUGCAAGGGUACGUACUGAGCUCGUUCUUUUACGGAUACCUGGUCACACAAGUUCCCGGAGGAUACGUGUCAAACUGGUUUGGUCCCCAUAUUGCUUUCGGAAUUGGCGUCGGAGGUUCCGCAGUGUUAACCCUGCUAACACCAUUGGCUGCCAAUGCCGGUGUUGGCUAUGUCAUCGCGGUGCGUAUUUUGGAGGGCGUAUUCCAAGGCGUCACAUUGCCGUGCAUGCACUCAGUCUGGGCUCGUUGGGCUCCUCCUUUCGAACGAUCCCGGAUGGUGUUGUACUCGUUUGCCGGAAUUUUCGUGGGAACCAUUUUGGGCAUGCUGUUGAGUGGCGUUAUGGCGAAGAAUUGGAACUGGGAGAGUGUGUUUUAUUUCUUUGGGGCGCUUGGGUGUGUUUGGUACGUCGGAUGGGUGAUUUUGGUUAAAAAUUCCCCAGAAGAUGACCGUCAUAUAACACCAAAUGAGAAGGAAUUCAUACUUAAAAGUAUAGGAAGAGUCGAACAGGACAAUCAAAGGGUGAAACAUCCUUGGAAAGGUAUUCUCACGUCGACGGCUGUGUAUGGUUUGAUUACCGCCAACUUCUGUAACAACUAUGGCUUCUACACGCUUCUAACGCAACUGCCGAGAUUCCUGAAGGACGCCAUGCAUUUCGGAGUUCAAUCCAGCGGGAUGAUUGCUGCGGUACCGUACUUCGGAAUGAGCAUUACAUUAUACCUCGCCGGGUACUUUGCCGAUUGGUUUCAGAUCAAAGGAAUACUCACCACCACGCAGGUGCGUCGUAACUUUAACUGUGGGGCUUUCGUUGUGCAAAGUGUGUGUUUGAUAAUCGCGGCUGCAGUAUUCACGCCGGUUGUUUCAAUAAUCUUCAUCACUUUGGCAAUUUCGGCAUCUGCGUUCGCUUGGAGCGGUUACGCCGUCAACCACCUGGAUCUAUCCCCGAAAAGUGCUGGUCUUUUGAUGGGAAUCUCCAACUCGUUUGGAACUGCGUCAGGAAUUAUUACUCCGAUAGUGGUUGGAUAUUUGACUUCUGGAAGCUCUCCCGCAGAAUGGAAAAUGGUGUUCUAUAUAGCGGCGGGAGUUUACUUGUUCGGAUUGGUGGUUUACUGGUUUUGGGCAUCGGGUGAGUUGCAACCUUGGUCAAUUGAAGUGCAAGAACGUGAGAAGAAAGAACGAGAGGCAAAAAAGGAAUGUUUUGUUUACGUCAAUAAAAUUAAUCUGGAAGAAUAAUGAUCGUUCGUUAUUUGUCUGCUAAAAUGUAUCAAGAAUAACAGAAUAGCAAUCACUCGAAUCGUGAAAAAGAAGGAUAUUUCUAGCUAGUGAUUGGAGGCUAUGUUUCCGUUUACGCCUUCAAAAAGAUUACAGUUACACAGGAGAAAGUGAUGGAGAUCAAACGUUACUAAUGUAAAAAUAUACUGAAAUACAUAAAUUAUUCAA
Molecule: messenger RNA, 2042 nt
Organism: Armigeres subalbatus
Lineage: Eukaryota; Metazoa; Arthropoda; Insecta; Diptera; Culicidae
Product: vesicular glutamate transporter 2-like
Exons: 5
Coding region: 375-1835 (486 amino acids)
Biological process (GO): monoatomic anion transport; transmembrane transport
Cellular component (GO): membrane
Molecular function (GO): transmembrane transporter activity
Source: RefSeq, a predicted model, not a curated record